AUGACAUUAGAAUCACGUUUAUCUACACAAGCUAAUAUUGGAGAUAUGGAUAAAAAUUCAGAACUUCGAAGUAUGAUUAUUAGAAAUAUAAUUUUAACACGAUUACAAGCUAUUGUUGUUGGUUUUCUUGCUGCUCUUGUAUCACUUACUAUGAAAUGGGUAUCUCGAGGACAUUUUAACUUACGAUAUACACUUGUUUUAUUUAUUAAUAUUUCACAUUUUGUUGUAGAAUCAUGUUAUUUGUUAUUGUCAUUUCACAUAAACAUAAAAUCAAUUGCUACUUCACUCGAUGAUUCAACAACACUUGGUAUUUUAGCUAGUAUCGGUGAAUUUUUAUUUAAAAUUAUAGAUAAUUAUACAUGGUUAUCUGUAAUGAUUACUAUUAUUUUUUUAAUUAUAACACCGAUUUGGAUUAUUAUUUCUUUUGGAAAUGAAUAUGUUAAAGAUGUACUUACACAUGAAUGGUUUUUAAAUGAUUUGUAG
Messenger RNA from Adineta steineri, 483 nucleotides. NCBI's taxonomy places the organism in Eukaryota, Metazoa, Rotifera, Eurotatoria, Adinetida, Adinetidae. The record is from the annotation of a GenBank genome assembly.